This is a messenger RNA of Scatophagus argus, 2257 nucleotides long. It is a transcript of the gene zdhhc11, whose product is annotated as zinc finger DHHC-type containing 11. The coding region runs from base 403 to 1635 and encodes 410 amino acids. Gene Ontology annotation, biological process: protein targeting to membrane; peptidyl-L-cysteine S-palmitoylation. The record is from RefSeq and is a predicted model, not a curated record. NCBI's taxonomy places the organism in Eukaryota, Metazoa, Chordata, Actinopteri, Scatophagidae. Gene Ontology annotation, molecular function: protein-cysteine S-palmitoyltransferase activity. The transcript is spliced from 11 exons. Gene Ontology annotation, cellular component: Golgi apparatus; endoplasmic reticulum.
UUAAUCAGUCGCAGAGGAGCUUUAACUGAAGAAAAACAAACAAACAAACAAACACAGAAACGUGGGUAUCUUGAAGAGUGCUUAUGGCGCACAUGCGCAGUAAGGCAGUUUCCAUAGCGCCGCGAUGACCUGCUGAGUGAGUUGAUUCUUCAACUUCUGACUCACGUCUCUCGGUGAUACAAAUCCAAGGACGCUGGAGCAUUUUACCCAUUUUUACUGGUGAUUUUUUUAGUUGUUUCUCUCUGUGUUGGCGGUGUGUGUUUGUUCACCAUGUGAAGUUUGCUUACUGAAACACCUGCCCGUCUGACAAACUAAUCAUGGGCCAUCGUGCGGUGGAAAUCUCCGUCUGUAUUUGAACAAGAGAAUAUUGUUUUAAUUUUACGGUCGCUUUCCCUAGCAAAGAUGAACUGCUUCAGUCAAAGGCUGAGACGCACGUCUCCCGUGCGUGGCAACAGUAGAAACGAGCUGGUCCCCUCCAAGCCUCCCAGGAUGAAUGGCUGGUCUUGGCCUCCUCAGGCUUUCCAAGUGGUUGGCUGGCUUCUGUACAGCUACCUCGCCAUAGUCAGCUUCGGCAUCUACAUCCCUCUCCUGCCUCUGCCGUGGAACCACGUGGCCUAUGCUAUGAUGGCUAUAGCAUUUAUCGUGCACUUAUUUGCCCAUAUUGCUGCUGUGACCAUAGACCCAGCAGAUGCCAGUGUGCGGGGCAAGAAGAACUAUUCCAGUCCAGUGCCGCUUUUUGACCGGACAAAGCAGCCACACGUCAUCCAGGACUUACGCUGCUAUCUGUGUGAUGUCAAGGUCGGCCCCAGAGUAAAACACUGUGGUGUUUGCAACAAGUGUGUGGAAGACUUUGAUCACCAUUGCAAAUGGCUGAACACCUGCGUGGGCGGCAGAAACUACUGGUGCUUCUUUGUGGCCCUGUCCUCAGCUGCACUAGGUGUCCUGUUGCUGGUUAUUGUCAUCUUGUUCAUAUUUAUUCAGCAUUACUUGAAUCCAAACACUCUACGGACGGCCCCACAGUUUGAUAGCAUGCUGGGGAAUAACACCUGGCUGGUGUUUUUACCAUUAGCACCCAUAAAGACUGGUUCAGCUGGUCUCCUUAUAUUAGCCUUCAUAACCAUCAUGUUGAGCAUCACCUCCCUGCUGCUGCUCGGCCAUCUGCUGUGUUUCCACUUUUACCUCUUUUAUAAAGGUAUAAGCACAUAUGAUUAUGUGAAGAUGCAGCGCCAGAAAGGAGCAAGAAACCGAGACUCGGAGACAGGAAAUCCGCAUGAUGCAAAAAUCAAUAACAAGACCCCACAGAAUCAAGAGAGCUCCAUUGCCUGUGAGCCAGCAUUAUCACAGAGUUCAAGUACCUGCAAAUUUGACAAUAAAGGCCCCAUCACAAGCCGACUUUCAGAGUCCAUAUGCACAGAGUUGGAAAACUUCAAGCAAUCAGCAGAAAAGGAGAAUAGUUUCCAUUACGGCACAGAAAAUCCCACAGAGAACACUGCAAGGGAAAUGUGUCUGAGCAGCAUCAAAAGCUGGCCACUUGACACUGAAGAGGCUCAGAACAGCAGUGUGAAGUCAGUUGAUGGAGUUCCUGGAGUUCAGGACCCUUUGGGCAGCUCAGUUAUGACUCCAGAUGAUACUUAGCGGGAGCUGAUUCCUGCAUGGCGGUGCAUCAGGAUAUGCUGCUCUCAGGAACUAUUUCUUCUGAAAAUAUACUUUAUGAAACUGACCCAUGCGGCCCAUGGACCGAGGACGUAGGGUGUGUUGGACUUGAAAGCACAGUUUGUCACACAUCAAACUGUUGAACAAUAUUUUUUAGCCAUUAAUAACUGUGGAGCCAUAUCUAUAUUUUGUUCCUUUUUAUCUACAUGACUUGCUUUUAUGAUGAUGGUUGAGUUCUUUAGUGUUGUUUUAUCUCUCUGACUUAAAUAGAGAGCCAAAGUCCAGCCCUGCUGCAUGUUAGUCUCUGUUCCACAAGUUUUUCUCGGGUAGAUUUUGGCACCUUCUUUUACUCUUUUUACUCUCAGCCAAAUGCAUAUUGACUGCUGUGCUGACAGUAGCAGUUAGCAUCUUGUCAUUUUACCUGAUGAACAAAGAGAAAACUUUGUGUGGCAAAAUUCUAACUGGAAGUUGUGGAGUGGACACAAACUUGAAAGGGGGACAGCACUUCAGCUUUCUAUUGCUGUUUUGUGAAUUGUGUUCACAAAGCUGGCAGUGUCCAGUGACAGUUAUAGCUAAAUUUGAUAGUAAAGAAUGUGAAUUUACA